This is a messenger RNA of Momordica charantia (bitter melon), 1857 nucleotides long. RefSeq names its product D-mannose binding lectin protein with Apple-like carbohydrate-binding domain-containing protein. Gene Ontology annotation, biological process: recognition of pollen. NCBI's taxonomy places the organism in Eukaryota, Viridiplantae, Streptophyta, Magnoliopsida, Cucurbitales, Cucurbitaceae. The record is from RefSeq and is a predicted model, not a curated record.
UAUAUUCACUCUUAGUGGUACUUUGCUUAUCCCUUUAAAUCCCCACUUUUGACUUCUGAAAAUUUUGAUUCGAUUCUGUUCUCUCUUCCGCCGUUUUCCGAUCCAGAAAAUGGACGGACUCGUCAGUAACUCGGCGGCGACUCGGUCACUUGCUGUUUCAAUUCUCGUCGCGAUUGCCGUCCUCAUCCACUUGCCCAUUCGGGUAUCCGCGGCGGCGCCUCCGCAGGAGCUGGCCGCCGGAUUCCAAGCCACGCCGGACACGGCGGUCCGGUCGUUUCAGCCUCUCCUCAACGACCCGACCGGAAACUUCUCGAUGGGAUUCCUCCGAGUCGACGCGUCUCAACUCGCCGUCGCGGUUCUCCACGUGGCGUCGUCGGAGACCAUCUGGACCGCUAACCCGACCGCCUUGGCGGCCUGGUCAGACCGGACUCUGUUCCGGUUCAACGGCAGUUUUGUACUUUCCGACGCGGAUGGGAGAGUAUUUUGGUCAACUUCCACCACCGGCGGCGACAGGGCCGUCCUUCUGAACUCGUCGAAUCUGCAAAUUCAGCUCCGCCGUGACCCGCCGGUGGUUCUGUGGCAGAGUUUCGACUUUCCGGCCGAUACCCUCGUGGAGAAUCAGAAUUUGAGCUCGGAAAUGGCGCUUGUUUCUUCUAAUCGAAUGUUCUCGGUCCGAUUGGGGGACGAUUUCAUCGGAUUUUAUGCAGAGUUCAACGAAGGGAAGAGGCAGAUUUAUUACAGACGCAGAGCAUUGCAAGCCAGAGCUCAGGUGAUUCCCGGAGGAGGACCGGUUCACCUCCUGGUAAACUCCGACGGGUAUCUCGGUAUGUACCAGAACGGAAGCAUGCCGGUGGAUUUGGAAGCAUUCAACACGUUCCAGAAAUCGGCGGACGGGUUCCUCCGGCUCCGGCUCGAACCCGACGGCAACCUUAGAGGAUUCUACUGGGAAGGUUCCAAAUGGGCAUUGGUUUACGAAGCAAUAUCGGAGMAGUGCGAGCUCCCGAAUCCAUGCGGUUCAUACGGUUUGUGCGAACCCGGUUCCGGAUGCUCAUGUCUGGACAACCGGACGGUUUUCACCUCCGAUCACUGUCUCCCGGAUGAUUCCGGUGACUUCUGCGGCGGCAUCGCUGAAAACAACUUCUGGGUUCUGCGAAGGACCGGAGUGGAAUUACCCUUCAAGGAGUUCAUGAGCUACCGAACCGGGUUCACAAUGGACCAAUGCGAGAGCUACUGCGAAGCCAAUUGCUCCUGCUGGGCCGCGCUCUUCUACAACGCCACCCGGUUCUGCUAUACCGUCGACUACCCGGUCCGGACCGUGGUCRCGGUCGCUGACGAAACCAAGACCGGCUACUUCAAGGUCCGGGCAGCGCCGGCGAGGGCGGAAGCUAAGGUAGGUCUCGAGAUCGGGCUCGGAAUUCUGGGCGGAAUCGUCGGAAUCGUGGUGGCGAUUCUUGGGUUCGCGGGUUUCCGGCUGUGGCGGCGGCGGAGGGGAAUUCGGCGGUUUUUAGGGGAAGAUGACGGGUCGGUUUCGCCCGGCCCGUAUAAGGAUUUGGGAUCCGCGAGUUUCAAAUCCAUAGAGAUGGGAAGUKGUAGUGGAUUUGGUCGGUGACGUAAUCAAUGACGUCGUUUGGGGGUUUUGGGAAAUGAUAAUUUGACCGGCAGUGAUGUAGACGCCGACCGUGGUGGGUCCCAGCAGUAACUUUUUGGCCUUUAUUUUGGUGGACUGCUUGGGGAGCCCCCUGAUUUGAAUUAUGGAGAGGAGCUUUCUUGUUGACUUUUGAAUAUUAACCAUCCAAAAAUAUCACGUGUACAUUAAAUUAAUUUUGAUUAAAUUAACACGAUAGUAUCUUGUCGGGU